Molecule: messenger RNA, 4324 nt
Organism: Ornithodoros turicata
Lineage: Eukaryota; Metazoa; Arthropoda; Arachnida; Ixodida; Argasidae
Exons: 7
Coding region: 161-871 (236 amino acids)
Source: RefSeq, a predicted model, not a curated record
UGUCGUCAUGUCUUCUGCGUGCAACCGUGACGAAACUUUACCCACACUUGGGUGAAAUAGACGCAGAAAUGUCCUUUUUAUCGCGUGCACGUUGAAAUAUUCGUGAUUUUAGACGGAGAAAACAAGGUUUCGAGCGAGAUUCGUAGGUUUUUAAACCUAAAUGAGGAAUGCUUCACCGCUGAGGCUUAUCUACUUUAUCCACUUGCUAGAGCAAGUCUGGCUGGCUUAUGGCGGAGGAAUCAGUUCCUACUGUACAAAAGACGCCGACUGUGAUAACCUGGAAUUUGUCUUCUGCAAGGACGGCGUCUGCUCCUGUCAGGCUGGAUACGUAUCCAGGAACGCACAGGAGUGUACGAAGAGUAAAGUGUCAGAGUUGGCCGAGGAGGAGAGGGAAUGCUUCACCGACCACCAGUGUUACCGUGGUUACUGUUGGGAUGGGGAAUGUCACUGUAAAGAUGGCUUCUCCAAGGAGAAAAGUCCCUACGGCGGCUGGAACUGCGUCCACCGAACCUCGUCCUUUGGGUUCGGAAUUCUGGCUGUGAUUCCGGUUACCGUUGUCGUCAUAUGCCUACUCGCCUGUUGUGUACAACUUGCCCUCCGAAAACAGCAACAUUCGGGCUCCAAUGCUGAAAACCUCCAAGAGCUUGCUACAGGUAAUAGCGAUGCUGGUGCUGCAGCUUCUGGUGUGAGUAAUAUCUACAGACAAAGGACAUACUUCCCUCACUACGUGGAAGCUGCAAAAGCGCACACGUCACAGAGCACUCCUUCCCCUUGUGUCACCCGCUCGGCUGUGGCUACCAAGUCGCACGAAGGAAAGGAGAAAUCAUCAAAUCACAAUGAGACGACUGCUUCCAACAACCCCCAUGUGUAACAUGUCCUCCAAAAUAUUACACACUCAUUUCCUCAUUUGCACACAUUGUCAUGUGCAGUGUAAAAAAAUUGCAACUACCAAAACACAAUCACACACGUAACCUUCUGUGCACGAUUCUCAUUUGACGAGCCUGAACAUUUCCAGCUCUUCCACUAGGUGUACAAUUACGUUGAUAUGUUAUUGUACGUAGCGUGAAAAACCUGUUGAAAAUUCAUCUAUUCACAAAUCAUCUAUGAAACACUGUGGCAAGUUUCACUUCCGUUCCAUUGAUGAAGCCCAAAACACACACAAAAAAGGCAAAAAUACUCUGUGAAUGUAACACAACCACCGUCUUACUGUAUAUUAAGGGAUAUGACAUCAAGUUCAAAGCCAGCCGACACAUAAGCCAUGACGCCACGAGCUAUGACUACAGAUUUUUAUAUGUGCCAUAUCUCGCACCGAGGUAUUUUUAGUACAUGACACACAUGACAUGAAAAAGAAAUGAACAUGACAGGACAUGACACGCAGAAGUACACAACGGGCAGGCACGUACAAGCUCUACGCGCGUGUGACAGCCAAACACAAAAAACAAAAAGACACAGGUGACAGGCAUGCAUGUGCCACAAACCUCUACCAAAUGCAGCUGCAACAAAAUCUUGAUGUCAUACUCCUUUUGCGCCAUUGGUCCUGCCAAACUGUGCAUACCGCGUCUCGUCUCGGACAUUCCUCGAGAAAGCCCAAGAAAUACUCAGUGUCUCUUUGUCUCAAUACCUCCACCAUCUGGAAACAGCCAGUCACCAUAAUUGUUGUGCCAUUCUGCCAACUUCGCAAUGUCCUCAAGGAGGUCCAAGACUAUAGCCAUGAACACUAAACAUGAGAAAUUAUACAUUACAAUCCCAACACUACAUAUGUAUAUGGAAUUAUGGUGCAAUUUCCUAGACACCCAAUGUGACCAGUGAUUAGAAUUCUCUUCCUGUACACAUCUUGACAUAUAUGUACCGGUAAACAACUAUAUAGGAGUCCAACAUUUGUUUCGUAGUUAUAUGUCGUCUGUGGUGAUGUCCUUGUGGUUGACGUAUGCGAAUCGAUGUUGCAUUUCAGUGAAUUUUUGGAAAGGUCGGUGCCCAUUUACCCGAUCAUUAAAAUGUGGAGCUUCCUUACCCACGUUGGCAUAGAAAAACGCCGUGUACAACUGACAAUGCUGAGAUGUAUGUGUUGUUCUAACACUUACAAUAUAAUACAAGGGCCUAUCAAAACAUAUCCAGAAUGGAUGUAUAUUUAAAAAGGUGAAAUGAGUUUGAAACUUGGUCACGAUCGAGGUACUGCCCUUCGGAAACCGCACACUUAGCCCAGUGCUGUUUCCACUGUCCAAAACAUUAGUGGAAGUCUUCUUUGGAAACAGCAAAGAGCUGUCUCGUCACAUUCGUUUGAAUCUCCCGAAUAUCCUGAAAUCUAUCUGUCUUUCGAAUGCAUUUUGAUUUUUCACAAUUUUUAAGCCACCCAAGUCAGAAUCCUGCUGAGGGAAAAAGCUUUCAGGACAUUUGGGAAAUUCGAAUGAAUGUGACGAGGCAGCUAUUUACCGGUUCCAAGGAAGCGUUGGACUAAGUGUGUGGCUUCCGAAGAGGGCUAUGUCGAUGGUGACAACAUUUCAAACUUGUAAGUAUUUUACCUUUUUAAAUAUAAACCCAUACUGAAUACUUCUUGAUCAGUCCUCAUAUUGUGUAAUGUAACAUUGUAUUAUUAUUAUGAUAUCACAAUAUAAUAUCACACUGUGUACGACGUACACAAUAUUUAUUGAUACCAAUAAUGCUAUUAAUCUUACGAUAACUAGCCUCUUUAAGUAUUUUUGUAUACUUCCGAGUUCCCUUUGCAAGAGCCAGAGAUUGGAAGGAGGCUCCACCUUUGAACGAAUAAGCGAACACGUAGCGAUUUUUUCGAUUUUUGUGUCUCUCUAACAGCCUUAUAGAUGUGUGCCUGAUGUAAAGAGAAAAGCAUUCUUCCCAACAGCUACCAGUAUGUGCAGGCAGAGCCAAUAUAUUCCAUUACAUACUUUGAAUGUAAACUUGUUAUUGUUAAUGUACUCAUUGAGAAAUUAUAUGAGAUCCAUAGCCGUCUCAACAACUUUCCUAUAUUUUCGUGGUUCUCGAGAAUUCAGGUAUAACCGCAGGUGCUCGAGCAAGCUUGUGGGGUUUAGGUCACUGGUAUUAUUCUGGUGGUGGCCCACAUUUUUUAUGGCCCAAAACAACGUGCCACAAAUUCCCCCUUUCUUCCCCGUGCGGAUAUCUGGCAUUGUGCUAUAUCUUUGUUGUCUGUAUCUUCCAUCUGUCUAGAGCUUUCGUAUGCAUUGUUUACCGAGCAUUAAAUGUUGGAUAUUUGGUUGUGCUCUUAAAGUGGAACUCUGCUCAUAGUAUCGGCAAUCCUUGCCCCUAGGACGCUUGCAAAUGCACAGCACGUGCACCAUACCUGUGGCAAGACACACAGAGAGGACUAGCCCAGGGAAGAGGCAAUUAUGAAAAAUGUAAAGUCCAUUUAAAGGUUUUUCUGCAGCUUUAAAGCUGUUCUUGCCAAAUGUUUUAUCGUACAAAAUGCACCAAAUUCUUUGCAGGUCACACACGCCCACACACAAAAAAAAGAAUUGCAGAGUUCCCCUUUAAGUCAUGUACGCCCCUAUGUGCUACCACUACGCAAUAGUUCUUUCUUUAACAUUGGUGCUUAACAAGAACAGUGUGACAAGUCUCAUGUAGCAACUUAUGGUACUCAUUACUCAAAUUAUUUCACGGUGGCGGUACUGAUAACUGGUUGCAGAUUUUUCGUGACAACGUGCGAAAAUCCUUGUGCUCUUUAUGCUGUGAUUCUUGCUUCUUUUUUUUUUCAGCACGUUUAAGAAACAUUGCAGUAUUGUAGAAAUAUGUGUAUACAUGUGUACCUAUGUGUGGUAAAGCCUAGCCAAAUAGAGACUGCAUUUCCGAACUCAUCGUGUUGUGCCGAAGCCAAAGCGGCUGUACAUAGCCAUUUUUAGCGCACCGAGAAUUGGAUGUAAAUUCUGCCGUGGGCCUAAAUGAAACUGGAUGUCCAGUAUUCCGAUAUGUCCAGCGAGAGUUUUUAAAUAUUACCUCAUCUUGAUAUGGCCUCAUUACUAAUGUGUACCGUGUUUGUGCAUCUUUACAAAGAGUCGUAGUUAAAACGUCAGGGCCUGAGUGACAUAUUUUUAGACGUCUCCUUUGCAGCGUUCCAGUGAACUUUUCAUAUAAUUGUGUUCUUGUUAUUGUAACCUUCUUUUGUGCCAUGUAAAUGCACCUAGCGCAUUGUCCAUGUGCAGUCAGUUUUUACAUGUAGCAUCCUUCCACCUGAUCUAUGCAUUUUGCUCUUUCACAUGCAGUACAUGUGUGCAUGCUCAUACAGUUUACAGUUUUGCUCCCUCCAAAAUCAAACUGUUGCUGUUUACAAGAACCUGAAAUAAAUAGAAUGUUCUGC